GAACAGCACAUUAUUGAAGAAGACGAGAUGUUCAUGAGUAAAGAAAUAUGUUUGAUUGUUUUCAUUUUCGCUGUUCAUGGGUUUUGUCGAGAUAUUAUGAUGUUAAAAGAAAAUGACACUUAUACGGAAGAGUUAUUUCUGAAACGUCUCAAAAGUGAACAACUUCUAUCACAAUUUCGCUUCGUCAUCACCAGUGAUCUCCCACUUUCCAGUGAUUAUCGGACAUAUCCACGCAUCAUUGCUGAAGUAUUGCGAAAGUAUGAUGUUCGCGAAUUUCAUCUCUCUCUAACACAAGGAUUGUGGCAUACAGCACAAUGGGGCAUUGCACCGCAACCUGCAGCUCCAAGUGGUGCGCAGCUAUACGCAUGGUUCAACGGGAAUUCGUCGAGUGUUGAUGAAAGGUGGAAUUAUUUGGUGAAUUCACUGAAUGGGAUAUUUUGUACAUCGCUUUUGCAAAUGGUACCUUCGUUAACCUCAACACCACAGUUGUCGUUCAAUGCACGCGGUCUUGUAUCUCCAUCGUCAUCUCACCACAGUAUGUUGAGGCACUUUUCAACUGAAUUUUGGAAUAUCACGCGAGUGUUACCGCUAUGGCUGAAAUAUUUUCGUGUUGUAUUCAUUGAUCAUGAUCACGUAAUGAUUUUAAGGUAUGGCUCGUUGACAGGUGAAAAUGUUUGUACUGAAAAUUUGACACCUUGGCGUAAAUUACUACCUUGUAAGCAGACGGGUCUUUCAAUGUUACUUAAUCCAAUCAAAUUGUACGGUUCGAAAUUCCAUUCGAUGUCAGUGCAUGUUACACGAGUUUGUGAGGUGGGUUUUAUUCGUGUCAUGUUUUGCUUUCUAAGGUUGUGUCUAUCCGAACAAAGGCUUAAAAGUUCGGGAAUGUUACCACCUUGUAAAGAGCGUUCUCGAGUUGAAAUGAAUUUAAAUGUGGUUACUGAUGUAAAUUUACGACAUCAGACACUCGAUUGGAGUUUGUACGAACUGUAUGGUCGUAAGUUGGACAAUAAGUGUAUUAUUGCGGAUUCGAGUAAAAUUUUAUUCGAACGUGAUCGGAAAUCAGUCACAAUCAACGAGCCCAAUGAACAACGUGAAUACGAUGGUCGUAUUUUCAAUAUUUAUGACAUCAAUAAAAUGCCGCAGACUUUUUUCCCUUUCAAUUUGAUCGCAAAAUAUAAGUCGCGACUAAAUCUCGUCAUUGAUCGACCGCCUUCUCUUAUCAAAUUGCAUAGUUAUCUGGGCGGUGUUGAUCAGCAGUCAGGAUAUGUCAUAAGCAUCAUACAAAAUAAGCAAACGCGUGAUCAACGUGCUGUUUAUACGCAUAUGAUACCGUGGUUUAUGCGAAUCUAUUUCCAUACUAUCCAGCUAAAGUGUGGAACGUUAGAUGAGAGUCGUUUCAUUUUGGCAUUUGAAAGUUUUCAGGAAGCGCAAAUAUCAAAAGAAGCCAACGUGAAUCGCCGUAAUUUUGUACCAGCCAAAGAUCGUCAACGACCGUUCUUGAUUGAAUGGGAUUUUGUGAUACCAUCCGAAUCGUCGUGUGAAUUUUCAUUCGAAUUCGAUAAAGCAUUUCUGAAAGUGAGUGAGUUUCCGCCGGAUGCAAAUCAUGGUAGUUAUGUGCCAGCAGCCAGUCUGACAUUCAUCGCACAUGAUCAAGUUUGGUACGCAAAUCGUUCAGCGCUUGGCAGUGAUCGAACAACUGCUGUUGAUGAGUUGACUGGCAAAGAAGCGCUGUCGUCACGUCUUGUAACGAUAUUCGGUGAAGCGCUGUUGGUGUCAUUACCAGUACCCGAUUUCAGUAUGCCAUUCAAUGUGAUUUGUUUAGUUUGCACGGCGAUGGCAAUGCUCUUCGGGCCAGUUCACACGCUAACAACGAGAACGUUCGUUCAUCGUUUUCUUAUUUUUGUGAGAACUCGAAAAUUUUCGAUUGUUUUGCACGAUUCAGCAUUACAUUCUAUUGAAAAGCAAGUCUAG
Molecule: messenger RNA, 1971 nt
Organism: Anisakis simplex (herring worm)
Lineage: Eukaryota; Metazoa; Nematoda; Chromadorea; Rhabditida; Anisakidae
Source: the annotation of a GenBank genome assembly